AUGGCUAGGAAGCAGUCAUUGGAGGCAGCGGUUGAAGGACUGAAGAGGUUUCUCAGCGAGAAGGAAGACUCGAAUGAGGAGGUGGCUGCAAAAAUUGAGAAACUGACUGCAGAAUUACGACGGAUAGAUGUUGCUCCCAUUGACCCAACUGAAAUGAUUAAACGAGGGUUUAAUUACUUCAAGACCAACAACUUUGACAAGCAUAGAGAAUUUUACCAUGAGCUUGCCGAAAGCCAGCAUCCUAAGUUUCUGGUAUUUGCAUGCUCAGACUCUCGAGUGAGCCCCUCUAUUAUCCUCAACUUCAAACCAGGAGAUGCCUUCAUGGUCCGCAACAUUGCUAACAUGGUUCCUGCAUUUGACCAGCUAAGAUACUCUGGAGUUGGUGCAGCCAUUGAAUAUGCUGUCUCAGUACUCGAGGUACCAAAUAUCCUGAUCAUUGGACAUAGUCGCUGCGGUGGAAUACAGAGGCUUAUGACUCAUCCUGAGGAUGGUUCUCUACCUUUUGAUUUCAUCGACGAGUGGGUCAAAAUCGGAAAACCUGCAGCGGCCAAGGUCAAAGCAACGUUUGGCAAUUUACCAAUUGAGGAACAAUGUGCACAUUGUGAACGGGAGGCAGUGAAGCUGUCAUUGAUUAACUUACUGACUUAUCCAUAUGUCCGAACUGGGAUUGCAAAGAAGAAACUGCAGUUAAUGGGUGGCUACUAUAAUUUUGUUGAAGGAUCUUUUCAUGUCUGGAAUUUUGAGACUCGCUUUUCACCUACCGUCGACAUGCAAUGAGUCUCAAUUGUAUCAACUCCUCAAGUUACUAUUUCCCUUGCAUUUUUACUUCACAUGUGCACUGUAUUGUAUUUGCAUUUCUAGACAAUUUAUCAACUAAAUAAAACAGAGCAGCUCUUGGCAUGCUCUCUCUUGCAUG
Molecule: messenger RNA, 916 nt
Organism: Juglans microcarpa x Juglans regia
Lineage: Eukaryota; Viridiplantae; Streptophyta; Magnoliopsida; Fagales; Juglandaceae
Product: carbonic anhydrase 2-like
Exons: 8
Coding region: 1-777 (258 amino acids)
Biological process (GO): carbon utilization
Molecular function (GO): carbonate dehydratase activity; zinc ion binding
Source: RefSeq, a predicted model, not a curated record